AUGCAACAAGACAAGCGGGACCAGCCAGCCAAGGCAGUUCCGACGCGGCAGCAGCGGAUGGAAGAUCGAGGGAGCGCAAAGGGUACGACGUCAAGGGACGCGGCGGACGGACCAAGCGGAGGGAGGGACGUUGAGCCUUCAGAGUUCGAUCCACGGCAGAAGGUGGACGACCACAGCGAAGGAACGGGGCGGUGA
This is a messenger RNA of Penicillium waksmanii, 195 nucleotides long. RefSeq lists its product as uncharacterized. The transcript has a single exon. The record is from RefSeq and is a predicted model, not a curated record. The coding region runs from base 1 to 195 and encodes 64 amino acids. NCBI's taxonomy places the organism in Eukaryota, Fungi, Ascomycota, Eurotiomycetes, Eurotiales, Aspergillaceae.